UUUAGUUUUUGAACCGAGAAAAGGAUUCAAGUAAAGGCAGAAAAAAAUGGUUGGAAAAAAAGGAGUAUCACAUUCGAAACGCCAAGUAUUCUCACACGGAGAAUACAAAUGUAGUCUCGAAAUGUUGAAGUAGAGAAUCAUAUUCCUUUGGUUUUCAAUCACCACUCAGUUUCCUGUCCAAAUCAAGAAAAUACUAACAAAAACAAAGUAGUAUUAAGUUUGGCAAUUAAUUCGAUUUAUUAUUAUAUUUAUCGUUAAAGAUUGCGGGAAUCAGUCAGUCUUCUUUGGUUCGCAAUUCAAAGCACUAAGAACAACCCUCUGAUCACUGCCAAAAAUAUGCAAUUUUCGCAGUCUUUGGCCUUUUGCUACCUAUAAAACGUAACUCUCUGGCGCACGUCCUCUGUGUCUUGACACCUAUAUCUUUGUCUUCAAUUCACGGUCUCCAUUUCUUCCUUCUAAAUAUCCCUCUCUUUCUCUAUCUUUUUUCUCUGCUUUUGCCUUUUAUUUUCAAUGGAUUCUCUCGUUUCUUAAAGCUUCACCAUUGUUUUGUUUUAAUCUCCAUGACCCCGAACCCCAGCAGAAGAAAAUUCCUUCCUUUUUUCACUUCUCCACCAUGGUAACCACCACCCCACAAACCCAAAACAACCCAAUUCAAAGUGUUCUCAUCGUUGGUAAUUACUGCCACGAUGUCCUCCUCCAUGGCGGUGCUGUCGUCGCCGAAACCCUUGGAGGAGCCGCCUCUUUCAUUUCCAACGUCUUUAGUGGCCUCUCCGUUUCUUUCCAUUUAACCGCAAAAGUUGGGCUUGAUUUUAAGUACCCGGUUAAUUACAAUCCCAUCGUGGUUCCCGUUUCCAAAACCACCGUUUUCCACGCCUAUUUCGAUCUGGGUUCUAACGAGAAUGCUCAUCAGGAUCGGGUCUUGAAACGGGUCGAAUCCUGCGACCCAAUUAACCCAUCGGAUCUACCCGAUAAAAGGUUCGAAUUUGGAAUGGCGGUUGGGGUUGGCGGAGAGAUGCUACCGGAAACGCUGGAAAAAAUGGUUGAUAUCUGCGAUGCAGUUUUUGUUGAUAUCCAAGCUUUAAUCCGUGCUUUUGAUGAAAGCGGGACGGUAAAACUUGUGGCGUUAAAAGAGAGUGGGUUUUACCAUUUGUUACCGCGGCUAAAGUUUUUAAAGGCAUCAUCGGAAGAGGCAUUGUUUAUGGAUGUUGAGGAAGUGAGGCAAUGGUGUUGUGUGGUGGUAACGCAUGGGAAAGAUGGGUGUGAAGUUUACUGGAAAGAUGGGGAAAUGAAAAUUGGGCCUUUUGGGGCUAACCAGAUUGAUCCAACGGGUGCUGGAGAUAGUUUUUUAGGUGGUUUUGUUGGUGGAUUGGUUCAUGGUUUGGUUGUUCCUGACGCUGCUUUGGUGGGGAACUUUUUUGGUUCACUUACUGUUGCUCAGAUUGGUCUCCCUAAGUUCGACUUGAGAAUGUUACAGAGAGUUAAGGAUGAGGUUCAAAGAAGGAAGCUGCACUCCACCUGCUACUUUGAAGGAAGAGAUAAUAAGUUGAGUUUCACCAAGCCACCAGGGCAUGAAGAGUUCCAUGCUUCACUUGCUUCAACUAAAUUAGUUUCCACAUGUUCCAUUCAAGAAUGUCAAAGAGAUUUGCCAAGAUCACCCAGGACAAUAGAGCAGGUCAUUGCACCCUCAAUAUAACGGGAAACCAAAGUUGUUACAAAAUUCUGUUUUUGAUGAACCAAUAUAAACAGUGCAGGGUAGACCACGAGUAUAGUUGGAGCAUUUCUCCUUUUUCUGUAUCAAAUAAAUUCGGCUGCUAGUCAUUCAAUGAAAGUCCAGAAAUCAAUGGCAAAUUAAAUUAGUAAAUACUAGCAAGAAAGCUUGCAUACAAUAUUUGUCUGUUUUCCUUUUUUAAUGUACUGGUACAGUUUUUUGUUGUAUGCAGCCCUUCCUUCCCUGCUAAGCAUCGGUGGUACUAUGAAAGUGAAGAAGAUGUGUUAGCAUUUGCGCUUUGAGGAGGAAAGUAGGCAUUGGCCAAUAUCUUUGAAAUCCCUUUUAUUAAAAGAGAAUCAACAAUUUGUUUAUUUGUUUUCUAGCCAACAGAAAAUGGAUCAUCUCAAUGACUUUUAUGAAUCUGAUGAUAAAUUAAGUUAAUUUUCUUUUGGUAGGGAGAUUUGCUUUGACAAGAAAAGCUAAUUCAUUGUU
This is a messenger RNA of Durio zibethinus, 2200 nucleotides long. Lineage: Eukaryota; Viridiplantae; Streptophyta; Magnoliopsida; Malvales; Malvaceae. The record is from RefSeq and is a predicted model, not a curated record.